Monascus purpureus is the source of this 726-nucleotide messenger RNA. Lineage: Eukaryota; Fungi; Ascomycota; Eurotiomycetes; Eurotiales; Aspergillaceae. The record is from the annotation of a GenBank genome assembly.
AUGUUCCAUGGGAAAUCCCUUGCACUGAUUCAAAAUUCAUUUCUCCGUCCUCCUGGAACUGAGACAGACGGAGAAAAUGAUCAAGCGCAGUUGAUACUACGGCAGAAACGACUUGCAAAUGUCUAUGACGCCGUAGCCGGUCGUGUCAGUGUUAACCGCUUCCAGUCUUCUAUUCCAUCCUCAAAGAACCGCGAUGCUGCUACUUAUUCCAACGCAGUUGCUCUUCGUCCCGAAGAAGUUCUCUUCCGUCGACUGAAUGCCCCGACGCGCUACGAGGAGAAUGACUUUUACUUUGCGCACGAAUUGCUUCCUCCUGAUUGUCCUCUUCCGAGCUCCGACCUGCUAGAGGCUAUCCAUGCCUACUCGGCUGAUUUCUAUGACCUGGUAACUGAUGAUCACGGGGAAACUGAUUGCCGGAGCAUGGAUGAGACGGCGUUGAUUGCUAUGGGAAUCUUGUUGGAGGAGAUGGCGAAAGAAUCCUUGGGUGAAACUGGGGAUUUGGUUCUAGUUGAAGGGGAGAGGCUGUCUGAUGAUGAGGGUCGAUUUGCUUCCAGGACUGGACGAAGGGCUGGUCGGAAGAGAGCAAAUAGCGUUAUGGGCGGUGCCCUGGCAAGUUCGGGUGACGAUCGGGAGAGCGCGACCAAGGGGAGGAAGUCUUCAAAGAGACGUAAGUUGUCUCGCAAGGCGUCUGCUACCGAUGGGGAGACAGGAGAUGAGAAGACGUGA